Molecule: messenger RNA, 1323 nt
Organism: Neoarius graeffei (lesser salmon catfish)
Lineage: Eukaryota; Metazoa; Chordata; Actinopteri; Siluriformes; Ariidae
Gene: kctd8
Product: potassium channel tetramerization domain containing 8
Exons: 2
Coding region: 1-1323 (440 amino acids)
Biological process (GO): regulation of G protein-coupled receptor signaling pathway; protein homooligomerization
Molecular function (GO): protein binding
Source: RefSeq, a predicted model, not a curated record
AUGGCCAUGAAGGAGACAGUGCUGCCCAUCAGCGAAGUGUGCAGCCCCUUCCCAGAGGUGAUUGAGCUAAAUGUUGGCGGCCAAGUGUAUGUGACCAAGCGCACCACCCUGCUCAGCGUUCCCGACACCACACUUCAUGCCAUGUUUGCACGGCGAGCACCUGGCGAGCUGCCCCGAGACAGCCGUGGCCGCUUCUUCAUCGAUCGUGAUGGUUUCCUGUUCCGCUAUGUCCUGGACUUUCUGCGUGACCGGCACGUUGUUUUGCCUGAGCACUUCCCUGAGCGUGAACGCCUGCAGCGUGAGGCUGAGCACUUCCAGCUGAAUGAGCUUUUGAGACUGCUGGGGCCACCACGUAUUGCCAAGCAGGGCUCGCUCAAUGAUGAGGGCUGCCACAGUGACAUCGAGGAGAGCUCUCAGAGUAGCGAGCUACCUGGACGCACCCCUAGUCUGGAUAAGAGGUCAGGGUUCAUCACCCUUGGCUACCGUGGCUCCUAUACCACAGUGAGGGACAACCAAGCAGAUGCCAAGUUCCGACGCGUAGCAAGGAUCAUGGUGUGUGGACGUAUCGCUCUGGCCAAAGAGGUGUUCGGUGAGAGUCUGAACGAGAGCCGUGACCCAGACCGGCCACCAGAGAAGUACACUUCACGCUUCUACCUGAAGUUCACCUAUCUAGAGCAGGCCUUUGAUAGACUGAGCGAGGCUGGCUUUCACAUGGUGGCUUGCAAUUCUACAGGGACAUCUGCCUUUGUUAACCACUACAGAGAUGAUAAGAUUUGGAGUAGCUACACUGAAUACAUCUUCUUCAGGCCCGCCUGCAGGACCAUGUCCCCGAGGGCAGAGUGUGAGGAACCCAAGCCUGAGAAGCUAGCAGACAAGGGCAGUGAAAGUGGAGCUUCCUUGAACGAAUUGUCCACCUCCAGCUCAGAGACCCACUCAGAGGCCACAUCACCCCAGGAUGGAGGCUCCAUCUUGGUGCCUCGUGAGGAAGUAGUUGGAGGCUCCCUGGCACCCUGUGGAGCCCUACAUUCAGUAUCUCGUCCCCCCAGUACCCUCACUCUCGGCAGGCCUCCCAAGAAGGGGGCCUCCGUGCAGUGGAUGGAGCUUCCAGAUAAAAGACGCAACAGCGAGCUCUUUCAGUCAUUGACCAGUGGUGUGGGGCUACGUGAGGGUGGACUCGUGCGCAGAAAGACUCUGGAAAGACCCAACACUCAAGAGGAGAUGAAGCAGUGCAUUCGGGAUUUCCGCAAGAUCAGGAUUCCUCAGGCAUUCCCAGAACGGAAGCGCCAGUGGCAGUCAGAAUUGCUCCAGAAAUAUGGGCUCUAG